Molecule: messenger RNA, 1311 nt
Organism: Drosophila grimshawi
Lineage: Eukaryota; Metazoa; Arthropoda; Insecta; Diptera; Drosophilidae
Product: zinc carboxypeptidase
Exons: 5
Coding region: 26-1294 (422 amino acids)
Biological process (GO): proteolysis
Molecular function (GO): metallocarboxypeptidase activity; zinc ion binding
Source: RefSeq, a predicted model, not a curated record
GCAAAUAGUCGUCCGAUCGAGAGGUAUGCAUUUAAAAAUUGUGCUGCUUUUAGCCUGUCUUGGCCUGGCCAAAGGAGUGGAACAGGUGCGAUAUGACAACUACAGGCUAUACAAAGUGCGCAUCGAUGAUGAGCAGCAUUAUGAGUUGCUCAAUGCAAAUGAGAAAACUCUAAAGUUUAACAACUGGCAAGAGGCGCGUCAUCCUGGCGAAUCCUCGGACAUAAUGCUGCCACCUGAAAGUCAGAAGGCUUUCGAAAAUCUGCUGAAGAGCAACAAUUUCAACUAUAGCAUCAAGAUUAACAACGUUCAACGCCUGAUCGAUGGACAGCGUCCAAAACUGCGGACAGGACACAUGGAAUGGACGCAGUACCACACGCUGGCAGAGAUCUAUGCCUGGCUGGAUGAGCUUGAAGCGCGUUAUCCACAUAUUAUCACACCUUUCACCAUUGGCAAGUCGUAUGAAGGUCGCAUCAUACGUGGCAUCAAGAUAUCCCAUAAGCCGGGCAACGGUGCCGUCUUUAUCGAGUCCAAUAUUCAUGCUCGAGAAUGGAUUACCUCGGCCAGCAUCACUUACUUCAUAGAUGAGCUGCUCGUGCCUCGCAAUCCGGCUGUAAGAGAUAUUGCCCAGAACGUGGACUGGUACAUAAUUCCGGUGCUGAAUGUGGACGGUUUUUCCUAUUCACAUGAAGUGGAACGUCUCUGGCGCAAAUCGCGUUUACCCUCGGAUCCCACUGGCGAAUGCAUUGGAACAGAUUUGAAUAGAAACUUUGACUAUCGCUGGAUGGUGAUUGGCGCUUCAGAUGAUCCAUGCUCACAGACCUAUGCAGGCCCCUUUGCUGAGUCCGAUCCGGAGAUAAGCCAAUUGACCAGUUACAUUAAUAACCACAUACCAGAUGGUACUAUUAAAAUCUAUAUAUCCCUACAUUCCUAUGGCCAAUAUUUGCUAUCGCCUUGGGGUCACACCGCUGAAGAGUUUCCCGCGCACUAUCCCCAAAUGAUGGGCGUUGCCAAGGGAUUUGCCGAUGCUCUGAUCAGACGUUAUGGAACCGUAUUUACCUAUGGAUCAAGUGCCACAACUCUCUAUCCGGUUUCGGGUUCGGGCAAGGAAUGGGCCUAUGGUGUCAUGAACAUAACCAUACCGUAUACAAUCGAGCUGCGUGAUAAGGGCGAUUUUGGCUUCCUACUGCCGCCAGAGGACAUUAUACCUGUGGGUCGUGAGGUCACCGAGGGAUUUGUGGGCAUGAUAGCUGCUGCCCGGGGAAUUGGUGUCUUUGAUAGCCUCGAUUUAAAAUAAAAGAAAAUAUGAACAAA